AUGUCGCGUGUCGAUCAGCCAUUGCUCUCUGUCGCAUCAAAUGGCAAUUUGACGCCACAACAGACAUAUUCAGUGCAACGAACACGCUUUUUGGAUCGAUGUGGUCGCUUUAAACAGUCACUUGGUCGCUUUAAUAUUUAUCGUAAAGGUGGUGACUGGCGUAAAAUCUAUUGGGAUGAUCCAUUUCAUACGGUUAUCAAUACACGCACAUCAAGGAUCAUUUGGGGUGUUUUUAUUGCGUAUUUUUUCAUUAUCUUUUUCUUCGCACUGGCAUAUCUGGAUGUGUCAUUGCGUCAUCCAACGUGUCAUGUUGGACUCUCAAGUAUAAUGGACGCCUAUGUCUUCUCGCUUGAGACGAUUAUGACAAUUGGUUAUGGUGCACCUACGGAUGAUAUUUUCUAUGGAGGAUGCACGUCUAUGGCAACGUUGCUUACUUUGGAGUCUUUUGCUGGUAUCGUUCUAGAUUCAGUUUGUAUCGGUAUAUUCUACGCGCGCUUCUCCCGUGCCAAUCAACGAGCGAACACUAUCAUGUUCUCCAACUCGGCAGUGAUUCGGAAGAUUCGAGGGCACUUUUAUUUCAUGUUUCAGACGUGCGAGCGACGUAAACACCAGCUCGUGGAGGCACACGUUCGCCUGUAUGCUGUGCGGUAUGACGUAGAAGAUGACGCGGAUGAGCCCAGCGACUUUCUUUUUCAGUGUCACCAGAUGCGAGUGCAGCAGCCCGAUGAUGACUGUGGCGCGAUGCUUCUCAUGGUGCUCCCGCAGGUUGUUGUUCAUCGUAUUGACCAGUGGAGUCCACUUUUCCCGCCAGAAUGUCUACCACGUGGUGGUGGAGACGCGAAGAACCACGCAAGCUACCCGGAUCCUUCACAGCGUCAGGUAGACAUUGACAACGGGAACCGUGACGGCGGUUUGCCUGGCGAUCUGAAGAAAUUCCAAGAACCUACAAAAACACAGAUUAUGAAGCACCUUCGCAAAAGCGGACUUGAGGUUGUCGUGAUUUUGGAGGGUAUUGACAGCUCAACAUCCAACACUAUGCAGGCGCGCAACUCGUACACUGACGAAGAUAUUGUGUGGGAUGCUACAUUUGAGCGUUGUGUGGUCAAGACGUCAAAGGGUCUAUGUGUUGACUUUGACCGCUUUCAUUUGUUGAAACCGGCCCCACUGGACGCUAAACACUGUGCCAUGUCGUCCCAAUUUUGA
Peronospora belbahrii is the source of this 1203-nucleotide messenger RNA. Lineage: Eukaryota; Oomycota; Peronosporomycetes; Peronosporales; Peronosporaceae. The record is from the annotation of a GenBank genome assembly.